Molecule: messenger RNA, 5322 nt
Organism: Arabis nemorensis
Lineage: Eukaryota; Viridiplantae; Streptophyta; Magnoliopsida; Brassicales; Brassicaceae
Source: the annotation of a GenBank genome assembly
AUGUGGGCUUUCGGCGCUUUGAACAAGCCAAGUGGGUAUGCUUUGGCCGAAGUCCCGAUUCGUUCUCCUCCCGCCAACUGUUGGGGUCUUGUGGCGGUUGGUUCUAGUAUCUACAACAUUGGAUCGGAUAUCCACGGAGACGCCUCCUCUAGGGUCUCUAUUCUGGAUUGCAAGUCUCACACGUGGCACGAGGGUCCAAGCUUGCCUGUAGGGCUAUUGAAAAACUCUGCUAGUGUCCUUGACAAAAAGAUUUAUGUAGCUGGAUACUACAAAGUUGGCCAUUGUUCCUUGAAGAACUCGUUCCAAGUGUUUGACACAAAAACACAAAUUUGGGAUCCUAAGCCCAUCCCUUACACCGGGGGAGAGACAUUAUCAACCACAAGCGCAUGUAGUGACGGAAAGUUUCUCGUGAGAGUUGUCGGCGAUGUGUUUGCUUACGAUCCCAAGGAAGGUGGUAGAUGGGACAUGCUUGAAGAUUGCGAUAUGUGGCCCCAUACGGUACCAGAUUCUUCUUCUUGCGUUAUAGAGAAUGUUUUGUAUCAUGCUUUUCAGAAGAGAGACAAAGUUCACGGAGGCUUCAGAUGGUAUGACGCUAAGAGAAACAAAUGGAGAGAUUUGAAGGGUUUAGUAGGACUGCCUGAGUUCCCUUAUAAUGCUUCUGUUACAUUUGGUGAUUAUGGUGGAAAGAUGGCUGUUUUUUGGGACCAGCGUAUGGGACGGGAGCCGUAUUGUUUCGUUAAUACGAGCAAGGUUUGGUGUGCGGUGAUUGCACUUGAAAGGCGUAAUAGUCGUGAAAUUUGGGGGGAAGUUGAGUGGUUUGAUCAUGUGCUUACACUCCCUACAGGAUAUCAUUUCCUCAAGGCUAAGGGUGAAUUGGAGACCGAGUUGGCUCGCUAUGGGUCGGAUGAAACUGGGCUACGUGACGAGUUGGAACAGGUUAGUGACGAGAAUUUCGGGUUGAAGAAGGAAUUGGGUCUGGUUAUGGAUCUUGUUAGCGAUCGAUUUAGGGAGGUGGGUGUUGGGGUUGAUAGGUUGGUGAUGGAGAAAGAUGACGAUUUAUCGUCGGAGAGCAGUAAAAAAGAAGAAGACAAGGACAAAGAAGCUGCUCAAAAAGCUGAAAUCAGCAAACGCGAGAAAGCCGGGAAGCCCAAGUUGAAGAAGCAGAAGAUUCAGGACUCACAGAAUGCUGAGGAUAUGAACAACAACAGAAAAGAGAGACUACUGCAGCAAAUAUUUGCACAUUUUGCUAAAGUUUAUCCAUCUUCUUCUCAAAAGAAGACCCAAAGAAGGGGUCGUCGUCACGCUUCUGAAUUGACAGAAGAUCACGAAGACAAAAAGUUUUUAAAAGAAGCAAAGGCUGGUUUAACUAGAUCUGGGAACACACGGUUGUUCACAAAGCCCUCCUGUAUUGUAGGGAAGUUAAGAGAUCACCACUUAGCUGGUUUAAACUGGCUCAUUCGGCUGAAUGAGCACGGCGUUAAUGGAAUUCUUGCUGAUGAAAUGGGUCUGGGGAAGACGCUUCAAACUAUUUAUUUGUUGGCAUACCUUCAUGAAUACAAGGGAAUCAGUGGUCCCCAUCUGGUAGUUGCCCCAGAAUCAACCCUUGAUUUUUGGGUGCACAAAAUUGGCCUGUUUUGUCCUGAAUUAUGCGCUGUGAAGUUUCUUCGUUCUAAGAAACGGAAACAUAUACGUGAUGACCCGCUUGUUGCUGGGAAUUUUGAUAUCUGCGUCACAAGCUCUAAGACAGCCAUCCAAGAGAAGACAUCACUGGGACGAUUUAGCUGGCAUUAUAUUAUCAUUGAUGAAGAUGAAAAGGAUCAACUCAAAAACAAAAAUCAUCUCCUUUUUAAAACAAUGAGACUUUUAAGCACCAAGUAUCGGCUUCUUAUUAUGGGAAUCCCCCUUCAGGAUGACCGGAAGAAAUUUGUUCAACAACUUCACAAGGUUCUUCGACCUUCUCUUCUUCAGAGACUAACGUCAGAUGUUGAGAAAGAUUUGCCACCAAAGAAGGAGACGAUACUUAAAGUUGGCAUGUCACAGAUGCAAACAAAAUGCUACAAGGAUUUGCUGGAGAAGUAUCUWAWAACGGUUGAUAAUGCUGCUGGUGGAAAACGCAAACAUCUGCUAAACCUUGCAAUGCAACUACYAAAAUGCUGUAAUCACCCUUAUCUCUUCAACGGUGCAGAGCCUGGUCCRCCGUAUACCACAGGAYAUCACCUUAUAACAAGUGCUGGUAAGAUGGUUCUCUUGGAUAAAUUGCUUCCUAAGUUGAAGGAACGUYAUUCAAGGGUUCUGAUUUUUUCUCAGAUGACAAGACUUUUGGAUAUUCUUGAGGAUUACUUAAUGGACCGUGGUUAUCGAUAUUGCCGUAUUGAUGGAAAUACUGGUGGUGAUGAAAGAGAUGCUUCCAUAGAAGCCUACAACAAGCCGGGAAGUGAGAAAUUUGUUUUCUUGUUAUCUACUAGAGCCGGAGAACUUGAUAUCAAUCUUGCUACUGCAGAUGUUGUGAUCCUUUAUGAAAGUGACUGGAACCCACAACUCGACUUGCAMGCUCAGGAUUUUGCCCAUAGGAUUGGUCAAAAGAAAGAAGUUCAAGUGUUUCGUUUCUGCACUGAGUCUUCUAUCGAGGAGAAAGUGAUUGAGAGAGCUUACAAGAAGUUAGCAAUUGAUGCUCUGGUGAUUCAACAAGGGCGAUUGGCAGAGCAUAAAACUGUCAACAUGGAUGAGUUGCUUCAAAUGGUAAAAUAUGGUGCUGAGAUGGUGAGCCCAAUCAAAGACGAGCAUAUUGAUGUAAUCAUUGCGAAAGGAGAGGAGUCAACAGCUGAACUUGAGGCCAAGAUGAAGAAAUUAUCAGAAGGUGCUGACCUCGAUUAUGUUGAUGAUGACAAGGAAGCCAAUGACAUUUACCUUUCAUGGGCUAAUGAACUUGUAAGAAUUGAUGGACCAAGAGAUCAUGAGGUUGAUGUUGAGAAACUUGAUGAUGCUAAAAAAGCGGGAGGGAAAAGCUCCCAUAAGUGCACCCUAAUAAUUAUUGAAGGAGAUUCUGCUAAAGCUUUUGCGAGGGUGGGGAUCUCUGCGAUGACUCCUGAAGCUCGGGACUAUUAUGGAAUUUAUCCUAUCAGAGGAAAACUAAUCAAUGUAAGAGGUCUAUCUCUUCAGAAAAUCAGUACUAAUGUUGAGUUGAAAAACAUUAAGACAAUUCUCGGCCUGGGAGAUCCCGAUACACUAGAAGCAAAAAGCUCAGACCGCCCACUACGCUACGGCCGAGUCAUGAUCAUGACUGACCAGGAUGAUGAUGGGUUUCACAUCAAGGGUCUGUUGAUCAAUAUAUUUCAUUGUUUAUACCCGAGUUUACUCCAGCGGAAGACACCCUUCUUAGUUGUGUUUAUAACACCCAUUAUUAAGGCUACAAACAAAGAGACCAAGCAAACCCUGGAGUUUUAUUUGUUGGAUGAAUACAAAACUUGGAAUAAAGAUCUAGGCGCCAAUGCAACAGAUUGGGACGUUAACCAUUACAAGGCUGUUAGGUCUGGACAGUUCAGUCCAGCAAAAGGUAGAAUCCAUGGUACUGAGACCGGAAACUUGGCACACUCGGCUUGGGGACAUGCUGGAACUCAUGGGAGAAGGAAAGGGAAUCAAGGUGGACAAGACAUACUGGGUUCAAAGAAGCUGACUGGGAAGACAGAUUCUCAGGAAAUGGAUAAGAGGAAGAGAAUUAAGAAACGGGGACUUGGUUCGUUCGAAAAUGAAGAGGGAAAACUGUACUUCAAAGAUUUUCAAAGUCAUGUAAAAAGCUUGGUCUCCUUGGAUACAAAAAAAGAUGAAAUUGCGAUGAAGCUUGCAUUUUCUAAAUCGCAAGCGCAGAUAGAUGCCCGAAAAGCUUGGAUUGCGAAGUUUAUAGCUAAAAGAAAAAAGAUACUUCAAAAAGCCAGGAAACGUGACUUGAAGAAAGAAUUUACAAUUGCUGAAUUCGUACACCGAGAGCUGUGUUUUUACUUCCAGGCAGAUCUUCGACGAUCAAUUCCCUCAAUACUCGAUGGGCUCAAGUUGCCUCAGAGAAAAGUUCUUUUUGCUGCGUUCAAGAAAAACAUGAUCACGGGCACCAAGGUCAAGGUGUCUGUCCUAGCUAGUGAGGUGUGUGAGCAUGCUGCCUAUUACCAUGGUAUGGAUAGUGUUGUGAGUACCAUAAUUCAUAUGGCACAAGAUUUCGUUGGGAGUAACAACAUUAAUCUCCUCCAGCCCAUUGGUCAUCUCGGUACUCGUAACAUGGGAGGAAAAGAUGCGGCUCAUGCAAGAUACGUCAAGGUUAGGCUCUCUCCAAUCACAAGACUCUUGUUUCGCGAGGAAGAUGAUAAUUUACUUGAAUAUGAGAACGAAGACGGGAACAACCCUGAGCCAUCUUGGUUUUUGCCUAUUAUACCUAUGAUACUGGUCAACGGGUGUCGUGGAAUAGCAACCGGAUGGAGUUCUUAUGUUCCAAACUACAAUCCUGUUGAUGUUAUAAAGAACAUAAUGUAUUUGUUGCUUGGUAAAGAUAUGAAGCUCAUGAAACCUUGGUAUAGACGUUUUAAAGGAAGUAUCAAGAAAGUUCAACAGUCUGUUACCUCGUAUAGAACAUCUGGUGCAUAUACUAUGGUUGAUGACACCACCAUAAGAUUUACAGAACUUCCAAUUGGAGUAUGGACAGAAGACUUCACAAAGAGGCUGAAAGCUAGUGGUAUCAAGGAUAUCCAAGAUAUUAGUGAUGAGUUUGGAGUUGAUUUGAUAGUCAAAAUGCCUAAGAUAGGCUCAGAAAGGAAGAAAGUGCCUGGUUUUAAGAUGAAUCACUUUAAACUCAGAUCGUGCUUAUCCAUUACGAACAUGAAUCUAUUCAGUUCUAAGCUUGUGUUGAAGAAGUAUAAAGAUCCACUUGAAAUUAUGGAGAAGUUUUACGAGUUAAGGCUGCCGUUUUAUCAGCAGAGAUUGGACUGUAUCAUGGAUGAUGUGGUAUGUCGACGGCGUGAAAUAAUCAAAGAAAUGAGAGUUCUUCAUACACUUGGAGCAGGAGGUGAUGAUGUGGAUAACAGGAACAAGAAGAAAAGGCGCCGGGGUGAAAAGAAAAAAAAGAAAUGGUACUAUAACACCUCAAACCACCAACCUGAUGAAAAAUCGGACCGUAUGAAAGAACUCAAAUCAGAAGAUGAUAGGUUGCGGAGAAUUCAACAAUGGGUGGAAUGCACCACUCCAGAAUCUGUCUGGUAUUCUGAGUUAACACCUCUUCUAAAAAAAGUAAAGGAACUAUAUGAGGCUGAUAUGAAACUUGAGGUGCUAUUUGGAUUCUAG